AGCUGAUCUCAGGCUUCAUUUCUGAUCUCCACAUUUGUUUUUGAAGCUUCGUUACUGUCUUGAGUAGUAGUGCUGAUAUAUCUCGUUUGGCUCAACUCAUUCACAGACCGCCAUGGCAACCAAUGGAGAAACGCUCAUCGCUCCCUGCUCCAAGAACAGCUUCCACCACCACCAAAGGCCUCGGCGGAUCUCCAUGGAGGGCCUGCAGAGGGCGAUAUCCGACCUCUCCUUCCAGCUGAGCAGAGAGGGCGUGGAAACGACGCUCCCACCCGUCUCCGAGGUGGAGGACGCCCAGUGCGAGUGCUGCGGCAUGUCGGAGGAGUGCACGCCGGGGUACAUCCGCCGCGUGCGGGAGAGGUUCGCGGGGAAGUGGAUAUGCGGCCUGUGCUCUGAGGCGGUGAAGGAAGAGGUGGCGAAGAAUGGUGGGAAGGAGGAGGAGGCGCUCGAAGCGCACAUGAGCAUGUGCGCAAGGUUCACCAGGCUCGGGAGGACGCACCCGGUGCUCUUCCAGGCCGACGCCGUGAGAGAGAUCUUGAGGAAGUCCUCGAGAGGGGCGAGGGGGCAGUCCACCGGCCAUGGCGACAGGGACAUCGCCAAGAAAGGCAGCAUCGCAAGGAGCUCAAGCUGCAUUGCAGCCAUUACCAAGGAGAUCAACAAGCGCAGAGCAGCCAACUGAGCUCUGCAUGGACUCGACGUAGGGUUUAUUUAUGGGUCACUCUCCUCCUUCCCUCAAACUAUGAUUGAUGAGUUGAGUGUUUUAGUUGGAUGGCCAAUCCAUGUUCCAAGCUCAAGGGUUUUUUCUUCUUUUGUCGGAAGGUUCACCUUCACUGACUUUGACCAAUUUCACUGAAGUGGUGGUGAUCUCUCCUAAUAUUGUUUGUACCCUUGAAACAUGGCCACUUUUUCUUCUCUCCAUGAAGAAUGGUUUGAGUUUAAGAUGGCUGUACAUUGGGAGUCGCUAA
Messenger RNA from Musa acuminata subsp. malaccensis (wild Malaysian banana), 962 nucleotides. RefSeq lists its product as uncharacterized. The record is from RefSeq and is a predicted model, not a curated record. NCBI's taxonomy places the organism in Eukaryota, Viridiplantae, Streptophyta, Magnoliopsida, Zingiberales, Musaceae.